AUGUGGAACAGGACUACUAAUAGCGGCUCUCAGUGCACUCCAUACAUUCGUGAUAUCAGAAAGCUGCAAAGCAAUGAAUUCUAUCGGGUUGACAUUGGCGAGACUGAGAUUCCAGAGAGUCUUAUCACCGGGGACAUCAUCAGGCCUACAUCAAUGAAUAUCACUGAAAACCGACAAACCUGGAGCCUCCUCCAUGCAGGCGGCCACAAGGGAUGGGUGCCGUGGAAUUACAAACUUUUAUUUCACUGCAACGGGGUCUCACCGAUUAAACCAUCUGCUGAGAUAUUUGAGGAAUUAUGCUACAGUUUGAGAGAAAAUUACGGAAAAUGUGCAAUUGUGGUCGAUCCACACAACUCAAGGGCUUCAAUGCGUGGGUAUGCAUCGGGUUCUUGGAUGACUUUUCAUCACCUGCCUUCGGGCCCGGUGGAAUUUACACUCAUAACCUGCUGCCCCUCGGUAGCGCGUUCUUACGGCCACGAACUUCUCCAGCUGCCCUUCCAAUGCGCGCACUUGAGUCCUCUGAACAGUGCAUGGUCUACAGUGAAGUGGUUUGCAAACAAUAACCGAGGGAAAUACUCUGAGACCAUCUACGACCAUGACACUCGGCAUAAAUUCGUCUACUGGAUUGAACUAAUGGAAGGGGCUUUGAAGAUAAUGACCAAGAGGAAAUGGGAAGAAGCCGGCUCUAGAGUAUGGAAAAAUGAGAGCAUUUACCUCAAUGACUGACUGACAUUAAUGGUGUACCCAACCAAACUCUGAGUUCACGUCGUUGAUUAACAAUUGAAGUGCUGAACCAGAAAGCAUGACAAGCGUCCAUAUUCAUUUCAGA
Hypomesus transpacificus is the source of this 829-nucleotide messenger RNA. RefSeq lists its product as uncharacterized. NCBI's taxonomy places the organism in Eukaryota, Metazoa, Chordata, Actinopteri, Osmeriformes, Osmeridae. The record is from RefSeq and is a predicted model, not a curated record. The coding region runs from base 1 to 726 and encodes 241 amino acids. The transcript has a single exon.